Dromiciops gliroides (monito del monte) is the source of this 804-nucleotide messenger RNA. It is a transcript of the gene HOXD12, whose product is annotated as homeobox D12. The transcript has 2 exons. The coding region runs from base 1 to 804 and encodes 267 amino acids. Gene Ontology annotation, molecular function: DNA-binding transcription factor activity, RNA polymerase II-specific; sequence-specific double-stranded DNA binding. The record is from RefSeq and is a predicted model, not a curated record. Lineage: Eukaryota; Metazoa; Chordata; Mammalia; Microbiotheria; Microbiotheriidae. Gene Ontology annotation, biological process: regulation of DNA-templated transcription.
AUGUGCGAUCGCAGUCUCUACAGAUCCGGGUAUGUGGGGUCUCUUCUGAAUUUGCAGUCGCCGGAUUCCUUCUAUUUCUCUAACCUUCGGGCGAAUGGCAGCCAGUUGGCGGCUCUGCCCCCCAUCUCCUACCCCCGAGGCUCUCUGCCCUGGUCUGCGGCCAGCUCUUGCGCCGCUCAGCCCCCAGGCCACGCAGCCUUCGGCAGCUAUACCCAACCUUACCUCCCAGGCUCGGUGCCCCUCAACCUCCACCCCCCGAGCAGCAAGGAGGGCCCAGAAGAUCAAGGUAAAUACUAUGGUUCCGAGUCUGGUUCGAGGCCGGAGGAGCGCAGCCGUCCCAGGCCAGCUUUCAGCAAUGAGCCUAGCCUGGCUCCAGGAGUUGGCCUCAAGCCGGCCAAGUACGACUACUCAGGCAUGGCGCGGAGCGUGCACGGGUCAGCAGCUCUUUUGGAAGGGAACCCCUGUGCCGCAGGCUUCAAGGACGACGCCAAGGGCUCGCUCAACUUGAACGUGACAGUGCAGGCGGCCAGCGUAGCCUCCUGCCUUCGACCUUCGCUACCCGACGGAUUGCCCUGGGGGGCGGCCCAGGGGAGAGCCCGAAAGAAACGGAAGCCCUACACUAAGCAGCAGAUCGCAGAACUGGAAAACGAAUUUCUUCUCAACGAGUUCAUCAAUCGUCAGAAGAGGAAGGAGUUGUCCAACAGACUGAACCUGAGCGAUCAACAGGUCAAAAUCUGGUUUCAGAACCGGCGGAUGAAGAAGAAAAGGGUGGUGCUGAGAGAGCAGGCGCUCACUCUCUACUAG